UUUGAUCACCGGGAAAGAGAGAAUUAAUUAAUAAAAAGAACGGAUGAGAAAGGAGGCGGUAGUGGCGGCGGCGACGGUGACAGCCGUCGCAACUGUGGCAGGGGUAGCUGCAACUGUGAUGCAGUACAAGAGAAGAAAAGACAGAGAGAAGCAAACACACAGGAUUCUACGUAAAUUUGCGAGUGAAUGUGCUACCCCUGUUCCCAAGCUUUGGGAGGUUGCUAAUGCAUUAGUAUCUGAUAUGGAAACCUCACUUUCUUCCCAGGAACCUGGCACUCUCAACAUGCUUGUCUCCUACGUUACUUCACUACCCAAUGGGGAUGAGAAAGGGCUAUACUAUGGAUUGAAUAUGCGAGGAACCAACUUCUUGAUUUUGUGUGCGAGACUUGGGGGAAAGAAUGACCCAAUUUCUGAUUUGCACAGGGAACAGAUAUCUAUACCUUCCAAUGUGUUGGUUGGUACUUCUCAGGAGUUAUUCGACUACAUUGCUGUGGAGGUAGCCAAAUUUGUUUCAGCACAUCCAGCUGACGAUGACGAUGCAACAGCAGGGCCAAAAAAACUGGGAGUCACUGUGUCAUAUCCAGUAGACCAAAUUGCAGCCACCUCUGGCUCGGCUAUUAAAUGGAAAUGUUUCUCAGCUGAUGACACAGUUGGAAAGGCAUUAUUGAAUGACAUGAAUCAAGCUCUAGAUAAACAUGGUCUAGACAUGCAAGUUUUCUCACUGGUUGACGAUACAGUAGGAAAUUUGGCUGGUGGUAGAUACUAUAACAAGGACACUGUGGCUGCUGUUACUCUAGCACUCAGCUCCAAUGCUGCCUAUGUAGAACCGGUACAAUCACUUACCAAGUGGGAUGGACCCUCACCGCUAUCAGGCGAGCUGGCGAUAAGUAUGGAAUGGGGCAACUUCAAUUGCUCUAAACUUCCUCUAACUGAAUUUGAUGCUAGUUUAGAUAAAGAAAGCUCGAAUCCUGGCAGCCGGAUCUUUGAGAAGCUGAUUUCAGCAAUGUACUUGGGAGAAAUUGUGAGAAGAGUCUUGCUAAAUAUGGCCCAGGAAACAGCGUUAUUUGGAGAGACUGUGCCUCAAAAACUGGCUACUCCAUGCUUACUAAAGUCACCUGAUAUGGCUGCAAUGCAUCAAGAUACAUCAGAGGAUCAUCAAGUUGUUGGCAAAAAGCUGAAUGAAAUUUUUGGGAUUACUGAUUCUACUCCAAUGGCAAGAAAGGUUGUCGCGGAGGUUUGUGACAUAGUAGCAGAACGUGGAGCCCGUCUUGCUGGAGCUGGCAUUGUGGGGAUCAUAAAGAAGCUUGGAAGAGUGGAAAACAAGAGAAGUGUAGUAACUGUGGAAGGAGGACUUUAUGAGCAUUAUCGAGUCUUCAGAAACUAUCUCCAUAGCAGCGUCUGGGAGAUGCUUGGGAAUGAUCUAUCAGACAAUGUAAUACUAGAGCACUCUCAUGGUGGUUCUGGAGCAGGAGCUCUCUUUCUAGCUGCUUGCCAAACACAGAAUCCUGAUUCCUAA
Hevea brasiliensis (rubber tree) is the source of this 1516-nucleotide messenger RNA. RefSeq names its product probable hexokinase-like 2 protein. Gene Ontology annotation, biological process: glycolytic process; intracellular glucose homeostasis; glucose 6-phosphate metabolic process. The transcript is spliced from 9 exons. Gene Ontology annotation, molecular function: glucokinase activity; mannokinase activity; ATP binding. Lineage: Eukaryota; Viridiplantae; Streptophyta; Magnoliopsida; Malpighiales; Euphorbiaceae. The record is from RefSeq and is a predicted model, not a curated record. Bases 44 to 1516 code for a protein of 490 amino acids. Gene Ontology annotation, cellular component: mitochondrion; cytosol.